CUCGUUUUAUUCACCUAGAAAAACAGUGGGUAAAACAGAGACGACCCACUAAACGUUCGGGGAUUAUCAGUUUAAUAAUGACAAAUUGACAAGAUGGUGGACCCUAGUAGAGGAGUUGAAUUUUGAUUGGAACAUGUAUUUUGUUUAAAUAUCCAUUAAUAUUUUUACAGUCGUAGUAGUCUUUUAAUAGGGCUAGAACUUGUUCAGUGAAUUUUCGAAAAAUAGUGCCUGUACUUAUAAACUAAAAUGUCCUCUGAUGAUGAAAAACCCCCCGCACCUCCUGUUCGCUUAACAUCGAACAGGGGAACUGAUCUGGUAAACAGCUCUAUAGCAGUAGAUAGGCCUCUUCCCAAAGAACCCGAUGACAUAGACAAGAAAAAGAAAAACCCCAAAUCAAAGAAGACACACAAGUUAUCAACGUAUGCCUCAGACAAACCUAAUAUAUCUUACCCAACUAAUUUCGAACACACAGUACAUGUUGGUUUUGAUCCAAUAUCAGGAGAGUUCACGGGAAUGCCAGAAGCAUGGUCUCGUUUAUUGAUGAACUCCAAUAUAAGUAAGCAGGAACAAAAGAACAAUCCCCAAGCUGUGUUAGAUGUCCUAAAUUGGUAUGAUACUAGUUCUAAGGAAACCCCAAACACCAAGUAUAUGACUAAGACAGCAACAACACAUUCAGGUGGUUCCACCCUUAGUAGAGUUUCAAGUUCAAGUCCGAGUAGCACCACUCCAACAGAGGCGGAGGGUGGGCAACAGCCUUAUCAUAGUCCUGUACACGUAGUUAGUUGUGAAAUUGAAGAAGAAGUUCCUCCACCUCCAGUUGCCAGCAGACCUGAACGUACUAAGAGUAUUUAUACGAAACCAGUAGAAGAAGAACCAGAACCAACAAAUACAAUUGCAAGUACGAACACUCUCAGUCCUUCGAAUUUAACUCCUACACAUGCUGCCAACUCGAAUGCCACAAGUACUCCAUCACUUCCCGUACUCGAUAAGAACAAAAACCAAGCAGGUCCUGAAAUGUCUAGGGCAGCCUCAGAAAAACGGAAAAAGAAAAUGACUGAUGAAGAAAUUCUCGAGAGGUUGCGAAGUAUCGUUUCCGUAGGCGAUCCCAAUAGAAAAUAUACAAAAUUAGAUAAAAUUGGACAAGGGGCAUCCGGUACUGUAUAUACAGCAAUAGAAACGGCAACCGGAAUGGAAGUAGCCAUAAAACAGAUGAACCUAUCACAACAGCCUAAGAAAGAAUUAAUCAUAAACGAAAUACUAGUUAUGCGAGAAAACAAACAUGGCAACGUCGUUAAUUAUUUAGACAGUUAUCUAGUUAAUGAGGAACUCUGGGUUGUGAUGGAAUAUUUACCAGGCGGUUCCUUGACUGAUGUAGUUACUGAAACCUGUAUGGACGAAGGACAAAUUGCGGCUGUGUGUAGGGAGGUUCUUCAAGCGCUCGACUUCUUACAUUCGAACCAAGUCAUUCACAGGGAUAUAAAGUCUGAUAAUAUAUUGCUGGGACUCGAUGGGUCGGUCAAAUUGACUGAUUUUGGCUUUUGCGCUCAAAUAAGUCCCGAACAGUCGAAAAGGACAACCAUGGUGGGAACUCCGUAUUGGAUGGCUCCAGAAGUGGUUACUAGGAAGCAGUAUGGUCCCAAGGUCGAUGUUUGGUCUUUAGGUAUAAUGGCAAUUGAAAUGAUAGAAGGUGAGCCUCCCUACCUGAAUGAAAAUCCACUUAGAGCCUUGUACCUCAUUGCCACUAAUGGGAAACCUGAAAUUAAAGACAAAGAGAAACUGUCGCCCGCUUUUCAAGAUUUCUUAGAUAACUGCCUAGCUGUGGAAGUUGAUAAGAGGUCGUCUGCGAAAGACUUGCUGAAGCAUCCUUUCUUGAAACUUGCUCGACCUUUGGCUAGUUUGACUCCUCUAAUUUUGGCAGCUAAGGAUGCAGCAAAACAGCACUAGCCCUUGCGUUGAAAUGAUUUUGAAACUUGUGUGGAAUUUUAUCCAUGUGUCAGACUAUAUCCCAUGUUACUAGAAGUGCAUCAUUUUAUAUUAGACCUUGUAUUAUAUAUGUAUAGGUAGUAAUAGUAGAAUAUGAUUCGAACUUUUAUAUUACCGCUUUGCAGUUCUAGUAAUAUAGGUUGUUUUAUAAUUAGAAAUAUAAGCAUUUAAUAGGAAAGUUCAGUUGGAGUAAGCAAAAUUCGAAGUGGUCUCAAAAGCAGUCUUUCAAAAUGUAAGUUCAGGCCGUGCAGAAAGUAUUUCUUUCGUAAGUAUAUAUUAACCAUAAACUUCAGGUUUUGAAGUGUGAAUUUCGAGCAUUUUGUUUCAACCAUCUGAACUUUCAAUUACAUUAUAUCGACAGGAGACUGUGCCUAAUUUAAAGAUGAUCUCGUAUGACGAGGUUUCGUUUUAUUUAUAUAUAUAAUUUUAAAAUUUUUUGCAUAUAGCUGUCUGAAAUGCUGUCUUCUGGUAUAGAUAGUCGAGAGAAAAAAAGAUAUUUUCAUAGCCAGAUCACCGUAUCAUGUGAUAUUUGAUAAUUAAUCACUGAAAAGCCAAGUGAUAAUACCUUUAAAUUGAUUGAAGUAUUUGAAUUUUAUUCAGACAUUUUUGUUUGUGUUGUCUGUGUGACUCGUAGAGCAAUAAAGAUCUCGAGAGAACUUUGAUUCCCACACACUGGUAGUUUUGUAAUUCGGCAGCAUAUUUUAUUUAUACUCUUUUUAGCGACAUUGUCACCAGACUUAAUGCUACUUACGUGUGUGCUUGUUCAGCGUUAGUUUUCUGAAAGAAAAAUUUUUAUUGAUUGACGCGUGUGCCAAAAGUUGUAUUGGUUCUCUGACAGCUUGACAAGAGAAAAACUCAUUUUUUGUUUAUUUUAUAAUGUCUGGAUAUAUUUCCGAGUUUGUACUGAUGUUAUUUAAAUUAUUAGACAUGUAAAUAUAUUAUUUUCGAGCUUUAUCAAUUGAUAUAAAAGUAUUUUAUACAUUUAUUUGUAUUCGUAUUUAGCUACAAGUGAAUAAAAAAAUAUUUGAAGACUA
Molecule: messenger RNA, 3017 nt
Organism: Leptinotarsa decemlineata (Colorado potato beetle)
Lineage: Eukaryota; Metazoa; Arthropoda; Insecta; Coleoptera; Chrysomelidae
Gene: Pak
Product: serine/threonine-protein kinase PAK 3-like protein
Biological process (GO): protein phosphorylation
Molecular function (GO): ATP binding; protein serine/threonine kinase activity
Source: RefSeq, a predicted model, not a curated record